Durusdinium trenchii is the source of this 1914-nucleotide messenger RNA. The record is from the annotation of a GenBank genome assembly. NCBI's taxonomy places the organism in Eukaryota, Dinophyceae, Suessiales, Symbiodiniaceae.
GAUGGGAAAGAUCAGGCGGCGGAGCCAAAGGAAGAGGACAGCCAGCCCACGAAGCUAAAGGAAGCAAAAGUUCAGGAGGGACUUGCAAGAAGCAUCGCUCCAAGCUGGUUUGGAAGUUUGGCAAACUCCAGUCGAAACACGCCUGGAGAAAUCACCUUGUUAGCUUCUGUCUUUGCUGAAAGGCCGCCAGUGGUCUUCUUUGACUAUGAUCCGCUUUCUAAAGCUGCUCCACGGGACUGCAGCAGGCUUCUUGGUGAAGAAGAAGUGCAAGCAUUGGGCAUUUCUUCUUUGCCGCAGAUGUUCUUCUGCUUGCAGACGACCCGGGAUGUCCACGAGUACAACGCGGUUGUCAACACCUUCAGGACCGCGGGCUUUGAACGAGUUAGCGUUGGGUCUCCGAAGUUCUCCAUCUAUUGGGGACCACAUCCUGCACCAGAGAUGCUCCGUGGCUUCAAUCCCUACCAGAAAGCGAACCAUUUCCCUGGCUCCUGGCAGUUGGGUCGAAAGGACCUUCUGGGCAAAAACAUCUACAGGAUGAAGCGUCAAUUUCCAAAGGAUUACAACAUCCUGCCAGCUGGCUUUACUUUGCCGGAGGAAAGCACGGCCUGGUCACAAGCCAGAGAGAAGAAUCCAAGCUCUUUGUGGAUUUGGAAGCCUAUCAACUUGAGCUGUGGCAAGGGUAUCCGUCUCUUCAGCAGUUCUAUACCCCCUGGAGUCGAGAAGAAAAUCACGCAGAGGGCUGGUAUCGUGCAACGGUACGUCGAUCGACCGCUGCUGAUCAACGGCUUCAAGUUCGAUCUCCGCCUUUAUGUGGUGGUGACCUCCUUCGAUCCCUUGAAGGUAUACAUUUAUCAAGAGGGCUUGGUGCGCCUCGCCACGCAAAAGUAUCAGUGCUCCGCAGACAGUUUAGAGGAACGAACGAUGCACUUGACGAACUACUCCAUCAACAAGCAUGCUGCGAGCUACAAGCAAAACCUGGACAAGAAGGAAGAUGACACGAAAUCCAAGGUUGAAGCAGCAGAAGCAGAUGCCCUUGAGGGUGAAAGUGAUGAGGCUAUCAGUGACCUGGGCGAUGACGCUAAUGAGGAGGAGACGCACGCCGUUGGUGACUCCUCCAAAUGGUCACUAAGGCAGCUGGAAGAACAUCUCACAGCACAAGGAGUGGAUUACCCGCUGCUGAUGUCACGCAUCGAGGAUGUGAUCAUCAAAACCCUCAUCGCAGCAGAGCCGCAGAUCGUGAACACCUGGCAUCAGGGAGCCAACUACUCCACCGCCAGCGCGACGGCCAUUCAGCAGGUGACUCCAAACCAAACCUGCUUCGAGAUCUACGGCUUUGAUGUAAUGGUGGAUGAGGAGCUACAGCCUUGGCUCCUAGAGGUGAAUGUCUUCCCGUCAUUUUCUUCGUCAUCACCCUACGACAAGCGCAUUAAGACCCAGCUCAUAGCUGAUGUGUUCACUUUGAUUGGGCUCAUGCCGUACGAUCAUGACACGGUUGAGAAGACGUGCAAGGAAGAGCUAGCCAAGCGACUUCAAGGUUCGUCCAGAAAUCUGGUGAUCAGUCGGUCCCACACAGUCUCAACAAUCAGGACUGCAACUUUCAAGAGCUUUGGAGAGGCGGAGUGGCGAUUGAUCCUGGAGACUUACGAGGAGAACAUGAGACGCGGGCAUUUCACCCGGAUCUUUCCCCGCGAGGGCAGCGGCUUCUACAAGCAGUUCUUCACCACACCCAGGUACUCCAACUUGGUCCUCGAUCGUUGGAUCCAACUGGGUGGAGAGAUUUCCAGUCCCUGUGAGCUUCAGAGCCGUGUAGUAAGUGCUGAAUCACCUGCACCGCAAAGCAUGGUGGUGGGAAAACAGAUUGCUAGGUCUGGCCUGCUGUUUUUUUGGCACAAUGAGAUUGUCCCGUGGCCGUGA